AUGAGCGACUUCACAUCAAAAGUAAAAGUCCUCCGGGACGGCCAAAAGCCCGAAUUUCCUUCCAACGCCAACACACUCGAAUACGCUCAGAGUCUCGACGCCCAAGAUGAGCUCAGACAUUUCCGAAAUGAAUUCAUCAUUCCCACUCGCGCUUCGCUGAAGAAGAAGGCUCUUGACGGGAUCAUUCCCGGCACCCAAGCAAACGGCACCACUACUUCUACCGACGCUGACACCCCCUGCAUUUACUUCGUCGGCAACUCCCUCGGCGCCCAACCCAAGGCCGUCCGGCACUACCUCGAAGCGCAACUCGAGACCUGGGCCUCCAUCGGCGUCAACGGCCACUUCUCCUCACUUUCCAACUCGCCCCUCACCCCCUGGCAAGACAUGGCCGCCGACUGCGCCGCCAAAUCCGCCGCCAUCGUCGGCGCCGCGGACCCUUCCGAAGUGGUCAUCAUGAACACCCUGACCGUCAACCUGCACUUCAUGAUGGCCUCCUUCUACCGCCCAACCGACAAGCGACACAAGAUCAUCCUGGAAUGGCGUCCCUUCCCCAGCGACUGGUACGCCUUCCAGUCGCAGAUCGAGUGGCACGGCUUAGACCCCGAGAAAAGCAUAGUGGAGAUGCAGCCUGACGAAAACCUGUACUUGUCGACGGAAAAGAUCCUGGCCACCAUCGAUGAACAUGCAGAGGACGCUGCACUACUGCUCCUGCCGGGUAUUCAGUACUACACCGGCCAGCUAUUCGACAUCCCGCGCAUCACCAAGUACGCUCAGGAGCGUGGCAUCGUGGUCGGCUGGGACUUGGCUCACUGCGCGGGUAACGUCGAGCUUCAGCUGCAUGACUGGAACGUCGAUUUUGCCGUGUGGUGCACGUACAAGUACCUCAACGGUGGUCCUGGGUCCAUGGCUGGCGCUUUUGUGCACGAGCGCCACGGCAAGGUGGACAUGAGCUUGGGCAAGCCGGUAUUCAAGCCAAGGCUGAGCGGAUGGUAUGGUGCCGAUAAGAGCGUGCGGUUCAAUAUGGACAAGGAGUUCCAGCCCACGCCUGGUGCGCAGGGCUUCCAGGUGAGCAACCCGAGUGCCAUCGACUUGACGAGCUUGGCGGCUGCCUUGUCGGUGUUCAACAAGACGAGCAUGAAGGAUUUGAGGAGUAAGGCGCUGGUGUUGACGGCGUAUACGGAGCAUUUGUUGGAUGAGAUCGUCAGGAGACAGCCAGAGGGCGAGGAGCCGGCCUUCAAGAUCAUUACGCCCAGGGAUCCUUUGCAGAGAGGGACGCAAUUGAGCUUGUUGUUGAGGGAUGGCUUGAUGGAUAAGGUGGCGGCGGCGCUGGAGGAAAACGGUGUGGUGUGCGACAAGAGGAAACCAAACGUGAUUCGCGUGGCGCCGGUGCCAAUGUACUGCCGGUUCGAGGAUGUGUGGAAGUUUAUGGAGAUCUUUGAGGCGGCUAUCAGGGGUUAG
Neurospora crassa OR74A is the source of this 1458-nucleotide messenger RNA. Its product is annotated as kynureninase. Lineage: Eukaryota; Fungi; Ascomycota; Sordariomycetes; Sordariales; Sordariaceae. Gene Ontology annotation, biological process: NAD+ biosynthetic process. Bases 1 to 1458 code for a protein of 485 amino acids. Gene Ontology annotation, molecular function: kynureninase activity; pyridoxal phosphate binding. The record is from RefSeq and is a predicted model, not a curated record. Gene Ontology annotation, cellular component: cytoplasm. The transcript is spliced from 2 exons.